Messenger RNA from Oncorhynchus nerka (sockeye salmon), 1862 nucleotides. RefSeq lists its product as uncharacterized. NCBI's taxonomy places the organism in Eukaryota, Metazoa, Chordata, Actinopteri, Salmoniformes, Salmonidae. The record is from RefSeq and is a predicted model, not a curated record. The transcript has 8 exons. Gene Ontology annotation, cellular component: nucleus. The coding region runs from base 228 to 1052 and encodes 274 amino acids.
CAGGGGCCUGUUGCACAAAAGUAGAAUUAAGACAUCCGGGAUAAAUGACUCAGCUGAGCUCAAUGAAGCCAAAACAUGUGCGUCCAGGCUUAAUUGGUUGCACAAAGACCAAGCCAGGAUGAGCAGACACGGAUUCAUUAAGCCAGGUGAAACCAAUCCUGGAUAGGUGCGCGCUCACGGCUCACUCAAAUAGACCCCGCCACAGAUCACAGAUUAACUGAUUUACCAUGGCAACUAGAGCCGCGUACUUUUCCCCGUCGGAAGCACAAAUCCUCAUGGAGGCAUACGAGGAGGUAAAAGAUAUAAUUAAGAAGAAAGGCAACACCGCCACAGUGAUAAAGCAAAGAGAAAAAGCGUGGCAAAGUAUUGCAGACCGCCUGAAUGCAUUAAACAUGAACGGGCCAAAACGGACAUGGCAGCAGGUCAAAAUCAAAUACAAGAACAUUCUGCAGAAUGCAGUGAAAAAGAAUACCCACAGACAAGGUACGGGUGGUGGGUCACCAAAGGCUGACCUUACCCCAGCAGAGGACAUGGCCUUGGAGCUAUAUAAAGGCAGGCCCGUCUUAGAGGGGAUCCCUGGGGGGAAAGAGACGAGCAUAGGUUCCUCCCAAGAUGCCACCCGCUUCAUUCAAGGGCCUGGCAGCACUGUGUUCCUGUUAGAGCCACCAGCACAAGCACCAGACGAUGCUGAUCCAGGUGAAGGCCCCAGUGCAGCAGCAACAGCACAUGAUGGAGACGAUGAUGAGGAGGAGACCAUCUCUCUGGAUUCCAGAAGGCAUGAGGACCCAGAUGCUAUACAGUGGGAAAACCAGCCUGGCAACAUAAGCUCACAAGCUAUCAGAAAGUUGUAUGGCAACCACCUCCGGCGCCAAAUAGAACUGGCAGACAUAGACAUUCAGUACAAGAAGAAAAAGAUGGAAAAUCUUGCACUGGAGUCCGAAAUAAAAAAGAGGACAAUUAGGAAACUGGACCUUGAAAUAAAAAAACUUGAGAGGGAGGUGAGAUAUGCCUUCAAUGUACACUGUAUGCUAACUGUAACACAAAUGUAUUAAUCAUUAUUUUUCUUUCCUCCCCCAGCUCCAAGAAGAUGACACAGCUCAAAAUAAAAAUUAGGUAUAUUCUCGUAAAGUCAAGUGAGCCAUGACAUAUGAGCUCUUAUUGUGAGCACACAGGACGGUGGCAUCUUUCUGAGUUUUUUUUUAUUUUCCCAGCAAUCAGUACAACCAAGUCAUCGUUAUAAGGCAUCGCCCUCUUUUGUCCACCCCCAGCACCAGGUGUGGCCACUAGCCUAUAUGAAGGCCCAAAAUUGUGUGUUCCUUUCUGCUCUGACAAUGGCAUGCCCAUUCGUGCGAGAUGUGGUGGAUGAAGAAGCACUUGUGCUGAGGAGAGCCUUCAGGCAAGAAAGGGUCUUCAGGGACCGGUUGGACCCACUGGCCUUCCCUGAUGACCAUCUAUAUGAAAGAUACAGGUUUUCUGCAGAUGGCAUCAGGUAUCUAUGCAGACUACUGGGUCCCAGGAUUAAGCACCGCACUGCACGGAGCCAUGCACUGAGUGUGGAGCAAAUGGUUUGUGUGGCCUUGCGCUUUUUUGCUAGUGGAGCCUUCCUGUACUCAGUGGGGGAUGCAGAACAGAUGAACAAGGCCACAAUUUGCCGCACAAUAAGGAGUGUGUGUCUGGCUAUCAAAGCAUUAGCAGAUGUCUUCAUCUCCUUCCCUGGCCACAGAAGACUCUGUGACAUCAAAGAGGAGUUCUAUAGGAUUGCAGAUGGUCUGCAAUGCUGACUGUGUGAUCAGCAAUGUUGUGGCAAAAUGGCCUGGCUCAGUCCAUGACUCCAGAAUCUUUCGGGCCUCUGAAAUCUAUCA